Molecule: messenger RNA, 540 nt
Organism: Bemisia tabaci
Lineage: Eukaryota; Metazoa; Arthropoda; Insecta; Hemiptera; Aleyrodidae
Source: RefSeq, a predicted model, not a curated record
AUGUCGGACAAGGAUGUGCAGGCAUUGAUGGAGGCCCAACGUCAGAGGGACAGAGAGUUUGUCUCUGCUCAACCGCCAACGACAACAACAAAACCUGGUUACAUUCACAGGUCGCGAGGAGAACUGACUGUUGACCUUCUCAGACAUCAUCUCAUCGCUGACUUCGUCUUUGAUGUUCCGUUUAUUGUUUGCACUGUACAAUGGGUGGAAGGACACUUUGCUGAACUUGGAAAUUUGAUUCCAGUUGACGUAGCUGACUUCCCCCCGUAUUUGAUAGAUUAUAGGGGCAAUAAAUCGGAAUGGUACACAUUUAUCAUGGCAGGUCUCGACGAACCCUCUCGCGAGGAACCAUCCCUGCGAGAAUAUUUGCACUGGCUGAUUGUCAACAUACCGGGAAAUAGAACUCACGAUGGGACCGAACUUUAUAAGUACAAAGGUCCUAAUCCUGCUAACGGCACAGGCCUGCAUCGACACGGGAUCGUUGUUUAUAAGCAACCUAGAAAACUGAUAUUCGAUGAAAAAUCUAUCAAGUCUCCGUGA